Pseudozyma flocculosa PF-1 is the source of this 1551-nucleotide messenger RNA. RefSeq lists its product as uncharacterized. The transcript has 3 exons. NCBI's taxonomy places the organism in Eukaryota, Fungi, Basidiomycota, Ustilaginomycetes, Ustilaginales, Ustilaginaceae. Gene Ontology annotation, molecular function: transmembrane transporter activity. The coding region runs from base 1 to 1551 and encodes 516 amino acids. The record is from RefSeq and is a predicted model, not a curated record. Gene Ontology annotation, biological process: transmembrane transport.
AUGAGCACCACCUCGACCAUCGUGCUAGAACCUCCGCUGACGGCGGCCACAAAGGGCGGCCUCGCGACACCGGGGACGGCCACCUAUCCACCCACACCCUCGCCGGCACCUUCGAUCGCGCCCUCUGCUCAGCCUCUGACCGACAUCGAGCACAUCCCGGUCCACGAUGAUCCUCGGCGGUGGAGCGCGGCAUGGAAGUGGACGACGCUCGCCAUCCUCUCCUGGGCCGCCGCCAUGCCGGCCAUGGCAGCCAACAUCUGGUUCCCCGCCCUCAGCCAGAUCCAGGACGACCUCAAGACGAGCGAGGCGCUCAUCUCGGCCACUGUGUCGCUCUACAUUCUCGUGCAGGGCAGCAUGCCGCUGCUGUGGUCGCCCAUCUCGGACCUCUACGGGCGCAAGGUCUGCUUCCUCAGCGGCAUGACAAUGUACACGAUCGCCUCGGCCAUCGCGGCCGCCACGCCCACCAUGGCCGGGCUCAUGGCGGCUAGGCUGAUCCAGGCCGCCGGGUCGAGCACCGUGCUCUCGAUUGCCGCAGGGAGCCUCGCCGAGAUCUUUGACCCGCAGGAACGCGGCAGCAAGCUCGGCAUCUACUACGCCGCACCGAUCCUGGGACCGGCCAUUGCGCCCAUCAUCGGCGGUCUGCUGACGGAAGCUUCGAGCUGGAGGACCUCGUUCUGGUUCGUCGCCGGGUGCGGAGCAUCAAACGUCGUCUCGUUCGUCUUCUACAAGGACACCUACCGGCGCGAGCGUAGCGCCGUGUGGCAGGUGGCUCUCGCGCGUCAAGCGACCGAGUCCUUGCCAGCGGCUGGCCGUCUCGACCACACGUAUCAGCCGCCGCGGUCGCGGAAGGUCCGUCCGCGCUUCGCCGAGCUCUCGCCGCUCGCCUCUGCCGGGCGCGUGCUGUCGAAGCCACACAACCUCAUCAUCCUCACGCUGAGCGGCCUCGUGUUUGCGUCCAACUACACGCUCAACUUUGCCGCCACGCGCACCUUUUCCGCUGCGCCCUACAACCUGUCGCCCAUCCAGGUUGGUGCCAUCCUGCUGACCAUGGGCAUGGGCGGCGUGGUGGGCUCGUUGGUGGGAGGGUGGUACUCGGAUCGCUGUGUGCGGUCGACGUUCAGCGAGGAGACUGGCAUCGAUCCCGAGCAGCGGCUGCGGUCCAUACGCGUGCCUCUAGCCAUCUGCCCCAUCUCGAUGGUGGCCUUUGCCUGGGUCACGAGCCAGCAGUUGCACAUCAGCAUCAGCUGCGUCGCCCUCUUUGUCGUCGGUCUGGCCCAGAAUUGGGCCUACAGCGCUAGCCUGUCGUACAUCCUCGACACGAAUCCGGGGCGAACGACGGGCACGGUGGCGUGCAACUCGCUCUUCCGCGGCCUGAUGGCGUGUAUCGGCUCCGCAGUCACUAGCCCUCUGCAACAGUCGAUCGGCAUCGGCGCCAUGUUCACCGGCUGGGCCGUCCUGGUCACGGUCGCCACGGCGUUUGCCAUGAUGCUCAUGAAGCGCGGGAAGCAGUGGCGCGACAAGGAAUGGAAGAAGCCCGCCAGGCGGUCGUAG